AUUGUAAGUUUUCUGUGAACUACAACAAGGAAGUUCCUUCCUGUCAAACUGAAAGUCUGUUUAGUCAGUCGAAACUGUCUGUACUGUACGUUCAGUUUGAGAAAUCUCUGUAUAUCUGUAUGAAGAAGCAAUUCCUCGUUCUGCCUGUUCAUCUCGCGUUGGAUAUGAAAUGGUCCUGAGUUCCUGAGAAGUUCGAGUUUUCUGUUUCCUCUAUCUGACCUGUUUACUCUGGCACUGACCAGAAACUAGAAAAAGGAUCACCAUGACCGCGAGUACGGAAAAUCAUCUUUGGUCCAUUGAAGAUAUUCUCGGUCAGGGAGCGACGGCGAGUGUCUACAAAGCCCGAACCAAAAAAACAAGUGACGUGGUUGCAGUGAAGGUGUUCAACAUGGCCAGCUACAGCCGACCGUAUGAGGUACAGAUGAGGGAGUUUGAGAUGCUGCGGAAACUCAAUCACGUCAACAUCGUCAAGCUCUUCACCAUAGAAGAGAUGCAGACGAACCCCAAACAGAAGGUUUUGGUAAUGGAGUACUGUUCAGGAGGAAGUCUUUUGAAUCUGCUCGAGGAACCUGAAAACGCAUUUGGCCUGCCUGAAUCUGAAUUCCUUAUAGUGCUGCACUGUGUAGUUCACGGGAUGAACCAUUUGCGUGAGAACGGGGUGGUCCACCGAGAUAUCAAGCCAGGGAAUAUUAUGAGGCAGAUCGGGGAGGACGGAUGCUCAGUCUACAAACUUACAGACUUCGGUGCUGCUCGGGAACUGGAGGACGACGAGAAGUUUGUGUCCAUCUAUGGCACAGAGGAGUAUCUGCACCCAGACAUGUAUGAGCGUGCAGUUCUGAGGAAGCCCCAGCAGAAGGCCUACGGAGUGACAGUGGAUCUUUGGAGCAUUGGUGUUACUUUUUACCACGCCGCAACCGGCAGCCUGCCUUUCAUACCAUACGGUGGACCACGCAGGAACAAACAGAUAAUGUAUAAGAUCACCACUGAAAAGCCAGAGGGUGCUAUCGCAGGGGUUCAGAAGGUAGACAACGGACCCAUAGAAUGGAGCUAUCAACUGCCCCACUGCUGCCAGCUUUCAGCGGGCCUGAAAAUGCACCUGGUCCCAGUGCUGGCCAACAUCCUGGAGGCCAAUCAGGAGAAAUGCUGGGGAUUUGAUCAGUUCUUUGCUGCUACAAUGGACAUCCUCCAACGUGAAAAAGUGCACAUUUUCUCACUUCAGCAAGCCACUGCCCACACCAUAUUCAUCCACUUUUACAACACUGUUUCAGUCUUCUUUGACAAAGUCCAGGCUCAGACAGGGAUUGGAGCAGGCGUGCAGCAAUAUCUGUUCCAGGGUCACCCGCUCAUCCUGGAGCCCAGCAUGAAAGUGAUCAACCUGCCGCCCACUUCCGCAGACCGACCCAUCUUUGUGCUCAGCAGACGAGCUGAGAAAAUCGCCGCACUGCCUCCCAGAGAGCCCGAGAUCCCGGCUUUACCCUCAAAGUUUGAUGUCAUGGCCGACUACACUUUCUCGAAGACCCUCGUCGGAGCGAUCCACCAAAUUCUCCGGACAACUCGGCUCCUGCACAAGCACAGAGACCUGAUUCUACAGGGAUUCUACAGUCACAUUGAAUGUGUUCGUAUUGAAUGCAAUAACACGGCACACAAAAUCACGAUGGUGAAUAUGAAGCUGCUGUCCUGCCUGAACACAGAAGAAACACUGGACGCACUAAGCCAGGUUCCGCUUGAUGUACCGAUUUCCUCGAACAACAUGCAGAAACUCCGAUUGAUUCAUGAAAAACUACCUGUUUACGGCAGCGGCAUCAGAGAAACGCAGAACAAUCUGCAACAUCUGCAUGCAGAAGCAGCCGAGCACUCCAAGACACUGACUCAGGACAAAUGCAUACAGAAGAUGGAGGUGUUUCUUGAAAAGAUUGUGGCUGUACACCGACAGUAUCGCAAAGACAAACAAAUUGGCAAGCUCAACUACAACGAUGAGCAGAUCCACAAGUUUGAAAAGCUUAACCUGUCAGCCCACAUUAAGAAGGUGAAGGCUCUGUUUCGAGAUGACUGCCUGCAGAGGUAUCAGGAGGUUUUGGCUGCAGUGGUGACAUGGAGCAGUGCACUGUCUGACAUUCAGUCAAAGUUAGAGCACUUCAGCAGUUUCUUUUUACAGCUAAUUGGGGAUCUACAGAUGUGUGAAGGACAGCAAACAAAGGUUUUGGACAGAGCGUUGGUCAUCGCACUUCAGAGACCAGCUGGAGCAGAGGCCAGUGAUGGAAUGAAGAAUCGAGACAAUAUGGUUCUCAGGAUGAAGAGACUAAGGGAUGAGAUGGAAACGGUGGCUCACGAGCUGCAAAAUAACAACCGUAUAAUAGAAAGUCUCAGAGCUUUCGACUCUACGCUGGCGCUCGAGCCGAGUUUACCACAACCAAAAGGGUCAUGAGGAUCCUGAAGAUCUCGUGUCCGACGUAAACAGCCUACAGUCGGAGCCAGGUAGGGCUUGGAAAAGGGGGAUGAUCUUGGGAACGAAGAAAAGAAAAGGUGACGCAAGAUUUACACGAUUUUAAAAGACUUUUCUGAACUUGUUGUGAAGCCUGACACUGUAGCUGCUCACGUCAACGAAUGAAACGUUCACCUGCCUACGUUCCACUACGGUUACUACCGUCUGCAUGUGGGAAAUCAGCGAUGAAAGCAUUCGAGGAAACCCACAAUCUGGUCACUUUUCAGGCUGGAAAAAUGAACUGCUCAAGAUUCUUCAUGCUGCAGAUUCAUUCGCAACCUACAGGAAACACUUUACUGUUGAUCUGUGUGUUUGUGCAAACGUCUAUCCAGUCUUCUGUUGUUGUUGUUGUUGUUGUUAUUAUUAUUACAAGCUAUUAUUAAGAGAAAACGCUGAGCCUCUUUGACUUGAAAAUACAUCAUUUUACAGAAUUAAACCCCAGUAUAAUGUUUCACAUUCUCUUUCACAUAAACUACUGAAUAUUGCAGAUGCGUAUAUUAUUAGAUCAUUAUUAGCGAUUCGAAAGUAAUUUGUGAUUUAUAUUUGUAUUCAAACCACAUCUGUACUAUUAUUGUCAUUCUUUCUUACUGUUAAUGAGUGACCACUUACAGUAUAUCAGUUUCUAGAUGCUUGCAUGAAAUGUCCUUCUCUUGUAAAUAACUAAAACAAACAUGUCUACCAAAUGAAUAAAUGUGAAUGUAAAUGGAUACGACCUCGGGAAAUUUCGCCACACCAGCACUUCUCCUGAACCCUCCAGACAUAAACUAUAUUAAAUAUUGAUGCCUCGGUUAA
Molecule: messenger RNA, 3274 nt
Organism: Neoarius graeffei (lesser salmon catfish)
Lineage: Eukaryota; Metazoa; Chordata; Actinopteri; Siluriformes; Ariidae
Gene: ikbke
Product: inhibitor of nuclear factor kappa B kinase subunit epsilon
Exons: 22
Coding region: 263-2425 (720 amino acids)
Biological process (GO): peptidyl-serine phosphorylation
Cellular component (GO): cytoplasm
Molecular function (GO): ATP binding; protein serine/threonine kinase activity
Source: RefSeq, a predicted model, not a curated record